Molecule: messenger RNA, 7033 nt
Organism: Cutaneotrichosporon oleaginosum
Lineage: Eukaryota; Fungi; Basidiomycota; Tremellomycetes; Trichosporonales; Trichosporonaceae
Source: RefSeq, a predicted model, not a curated record
CUCUCUGCCAUGUCCCAUUUUGCUCUCCAAUUCUCUCAAAGCGCACAGGAGAACACGGUUUAGCCUGGCUUGAUGGAUCAGCCAAACGCCGAUGCCCGUCGCUCUCUGGGUGUGCGUCCCGGUGCGCGGCCACGACCCAAGAUCCAAAUCACCAAUGACUCCCCUCUGCCCGAGGCUGAUCGCGAUAGCAAGCAAUCUUCUCCCCGCUCGCCCCGCUCUCCGCGCUCCCCGAUUCUCUCCCUUAUAGUUCCAUCUGGUCCUAAACGAGACGUGAGCCCCGGGAGCAGCAGUACUCCAUCGGGCUCUGGUGAAGGGUUUCGUCGUCUCCGAAGACCGACGAUCUCGCGCAAGAACCAAACCGCCGGGGUCACAUCCAAUCGCGGGCAAUAUGAGACUCAGAAGCUCCUCUCUCACCUUCUUGACCGCCUCGAGGCACGACCACGACCACCAGACCUUCUUGAUCGUGCUGCCCUCGCUGCCUGCAAGGCGAAUGGUGUCGCGCGCGCGAAGACGAAGCACCGGGCGUUCGCACUCGGCGAAGCCGUUGCAGCGGCAGCCAUAGGUCAUAAGUUGACUUCGAGCGCAGAUAACCUCCCCCGCGAGGACGAAGAAGAGGACCUCUAUCUCCUUGACGAGGGCGAGUGGAAUAUCGACGCGACCUACGACAUGGUUGAGCAAAUGCGUAACUUGCUUGUCCUCGCCGAGAAGCAGCACUUUGAUGUGUUUGGCGCUUGCCAGGUCUCCGCAGCUGAAGCAGCACGAGCUGCCGCUGCAAAGGAUCGGAGACGCGGCUCCCGUUUUGCAUCCUCGCCUCUUGCUAAGACAGCGGAAGACCCCUUUGCGUUUGAUCCUGCCGUGACUGUCUCCGGGCCGGACUUACUACGUCGCAUGGCAGAGGCAGUCCGCACCCUCCUCACGGUCGACUGCCUCUACAAAACCACCAAGUUCAGACUUAUGCAACCGCCCUACGCUUUACCGGCGGUCUGCAUGGACAUCGCUGCCGUGCUUUAUCACAAGGGCGAUCUUAAGGUGCAGCUCGAAAUGGUGGAGGCUGUGGUGGAUGGCCUUUACAGCAUGGGCGACGUCUUGCGCGAGAAGGUUUUCGAAUGGCUGGAGGGGAGGUUGGCCGAAAUGCUCCAUAAGCUUGCAAGAGAACGCGGUGCCGACGACCAAGAGAGGCGAAACAUGGAAUGGAAUGACCCGUUCGCGGAUUCCCCGUCCCCAACAGUGCCCACUUUCGCGUUCUCUGUUCAUCCCGCCGACGAUACGGAUCCGCACGACACCGGCACAGUGGAGCACAAACCCGGAUGGGUGCGGUUCUCGCCCACAAGCGCGAGCCCACUUCCGAGUGCCGCUAGAGACAAGCUUCACGGGAUCCUCUCCACGCAUACCGCGAGCGGUAACAUCUCCUUGGCUGCAAUGCGAAUUGCCGCCAUUGUACCCCACAUUCUCGUGGCCAUCACCUCCACUGUCGACCUGAGGUCAUUGAACCUCGUGUCCAUCUACCGUGUUCACCGCUUGCUGUCCCUUAUCCUCUCUGCCAAACCGGACGCAGCGCUUGACCUCAUUGAAAUCAUCGCGCAUGGCCCAUCUCAAACCCGCUCUCGAGGUCUUGAUUUUCUCGCUACCUUCUAUCCAGAAAGCGUUGGGCACAACGUGAUCGCUCGUCGACCCGCUCUGGCAACGCACCAAGCCCACAUGGCUAAGUGGGAGUCUGGGCAGGAACGCGUUCUCGGCGAAGACGAUGCGGAAGGUCACGCUUACAUCCCAUGGCGUGCACGGGAGGACGAGGGGAUCAAAUGCACUGGCUGCUACCAGUUGUGCAUUGGCUUCUGCGUGAGGUGUACUCUGUGCCAAGGCAUCAAGCACGCAAGCUGUCUCCAACUGUACCAGGAGGAGACUUACCAAUACAAUGUCCUCGUUCAAGGCCCAGGGGAAACGCAACCAUCGAGGACUGAGGUCGUACAUGUCCAGUUCUCUAAAUGCAUUCCCCGCCUUGACGAGAAGGUGCUCGGCGGCGGUGCCACAAAGGGUACCACCGACUCAACAACACGUCGAGUGGGCCAACAUGAUCUCCACCUCGUGAACUUGUUCCGUAUCACCCUCUGCGCUGAGUGCCACGAGCCGCUAUGGGGCGCAACGGCCCAAGGCUAUGCCUGCAUGGGUGUUUGCCAGCGAUUUUUUCACGUCUCCUGUGCCGAAGAGAUGGCCAAGGGGCACGCCCGGGUCUGUCGACCAGGGUUUGAGAUUUACGCCAACCCCAACAACCCACCUACAGCUCGCGAUCCCUUCUCAGCAAGUGCCGUAGAUGUGCGGGAGUCGUUUCAGCGAGCAGCCGAUCGCCUCUACCGCGACCCCGACAGGCUGGGAGGCGCAAGCUACGACGAGAUUUCCUUACUCUACGCGAGCACCUGGACGCAGCUGGAGAUUCUCAACAAUGGCAUUGCCUCGGGCUCCCUCAGAGUUCACCAUGAGGGAAACUCGGCCGAGCAGAUUACCAGCCUAGCAGCGGUCCUGUCCAAGUACAAGGCAAUUCUUGACAAAGGCAAUCUUCCAAUGUCGUCUGCGGUCGAAGAGUAUGGGCGGAUCUCAGGCGAAACCUCCCUCAACUGCGACCUGCUUUGGAGACUUGGGUAUCUUCGAUUCUGCGCAGCUCUUCUGCGCGCUCCUACGGAUUCAUUGCAUGCGCCUUCGUUGCUGAAUCCUACUGGUCUUCUGACCGUCGCGGAUAGUCACUCCUCCCAAGUCGACCCGCCCAGUGUCGCGUACGAGGCGGUUCAAAUGCACUCAAUCCGUCAAACGCUCAAGGCUGAUCUUAAUGUCCACUCGGACUUGGCUGCUUCAAUUCUCAUUGAUCAGCUGCGGCUGCUAGGCCUCUGCAGCAUCGCCAACACGCAACGCAUUACACCACCCAUCAUUCAUAGCAACUCACUGACGAUCAACUUCCCUCUCCCUCAGUUGAUGGACGCCUCACCGUCCGUUGAGCUGCUCGUGCUGGUUAUUGAGCAGCUACUGGACGACAUUGAUAUCACGGCCAACGAACAGGGAUUAUCACUCCUCGUCAACCGCGCGUGGCCUAGCAGCAUGUGCGCGCUCUAUGCCAUGGAAAGGCUCGGAGGCGCUGUCAUGUCGUGGAUCAUGGCUGAGGACGACGUGUUGCAUCAUGUUGUGAAGAAUUAUGCCUCGAAACGAAGGCGCCCGCCCGGUGUACGCACCUCUACAAAGGGCGAAGCGUCGGUGAAUGGGUAUAGGGACGAUCGUGAUGAGAUUCGCGCGCGAUACGCACGCCCCUGGCUGAAAGCCCUGCACGACCUGGACCCAGGCCUUUACGGCGAGCUUGCAUACGACCGCAGCAAGAUAAUCGAUGACCGGUGGGGAGUUAUCGAUCUGAAGAAAGGCGACGCAGCCGCAUCGCAAGUGGCAGGAAUGGCUCUUGAUCGGAUCACAGCCCUCGCAGACGCAAAUGCAACAUUCGACAUCACUCUCGACCUUCUUACGGCCUGGUUAGAAGACAUCAGGGGUUUGGCACAUGAGGAUGCUGCGUUCAAGGCCCUGCCUCGGCUUCUCCGCCACAGCCACGAUCUCAACGGUAGCUCAACAGAUCUGUGGACGUUGGCCAACGAGACCUCCCGUGAUGACGUCCAGGGGUUACAGCGCGUCUGCCGCUGGCUCCGUGUACUGGCCUGUUCUGGCGUCGAGGUGCCGUGGGAGUCCCUCACUGCACUGAUGGACCUCGACAGCCUCGCCCAGAUUGGUGAGGAGUCGCGAUCUGACCUGGUCCUAGCAGCAGGAGUCAAUUCAGCCCCCAUUGCGCACGACGCACACGCGGAGCUCCUCUCUCGCCUUUUCGCCAAUGUCGUGGAGUCCCUCCACAAACAACAACGCGAUGACAUCGGGGAUGAAAUCCAGGCCCCGAGUGACAUUGAGCUCGACAUGCUGCGUACAGGAAUGGUCGCUAUCUUACGCGCGUACGAGGUCAAAGUCUCGGACAUUGAGACCAGCGCGUUGCACAACGAAAGCACGGCCAAGCAGCUUAUGAUCAAUAGCAAGAAGAAGAACAUACCCCUCAGAACGAGACCGAUCCCACUAGACGCCGACGCCGUGCUUGCUGCCGCCAGGCUCCUAGGUCAUCGGCAGUACCCCGCUGAGCCAAUGUUGGAUUUCAUAUGGCUCCUCAUCAAGGCACCAGCUGCAGACAAUCCUGUCGGAUUCCUUCAUCACAUCUGCUCAGAACUAUACGAGUUCCUGUGGCCGCUGUAUGACCGGCCUGUACACCGCGCAAGCCGCGCUCGGCUCUUAACGAAACUACUGACCAUCAACUCUAAGCCCCUUGAGACCCUUGCAGGCGAGCGUGCUGGCGGGCGGGAUUUUGACGAUAUUACAAGGGAGCGGCUGUACACCUUCGUGCUGGAGCUAGCCGAUGAGCGAGUCACGCAGGACGUAGAUGUGCCGAACUGGAGACGCUCAGCAGUAGGCCUUGUCUUGAAACUGUUUAGCACAGCCAUUCCGUCAACGGACUCAAGCCCGCAGAACCUCGUCAUGUGGAGAGGCCUCAUGCCUGCCCACCUCGAGGCCCUUACUCUCUCAUUUGAGAAUUACUUGCUGUUUGGCAGUACCGACGAGCAGCGCCUAGCGUUGCUGUCCAAGCUCUUGCAUCUGCAAACCCUCAAGCCCUCCUGGCCAUUUCUCGGAUGGAAGGCCAUCGAGAAUAUUGUCACUGAACAGGUCCAGACCAUUGAGGCUCUUCACGAGGCAGACACAGUCCAUGCUCUCACGGCCGUUGCGGACGCGUUGACCAUACGCGCAGCCGCGCUGUCGCUGGGUUUGAACAUGUUGGCGGCUGGCGUGCCCUGCGAGUGGACGGUGCUACAACGCUUCCAGCAGUUCGCCGCUGCAGCAUGUGAUCUCCCGUGGCCCUCGCCCUGCGACGCCAUAACCCUGAUCCUACUUCCAGCGCUCAAGAACAUCCUAGACUCCUCACGUCGUAUCUCGGCCACACAAGAUGCGGAUGAGAAGAAGACGGUUCUCGUCGGUUCACUUUUCGUGCCGGUUGUUAUCAAGUUCGCCACAGUUCUUCAUGAUUGGGAUUUCGUGGUACAACGCCAUAUCCUCGACAUUCUCCUUGUUGUGUUUUUCAAGCACAAUGUUAGAUCUGUGCAGCUGCACACAGAAGACGCGUUGAGGGCCACAUCUUACUAUGCCUCGACAGCCACCAAUGCGCAGAACGGUAUUCUAGCAAUCCAGGUGCUGCGCACAGCGCAGGAGCGCAUGGAUCGUAACAAAUUCUCACACGUCGUGCCGCAACUCUUCAUAAAUGUCGCGUGGACUGUCAUCCGGCCAGGGGGUGAUACAGAGCUGGUCGAUUCAGGCCUGUCCUUUAUGCAAGAGGCAAUGUCAGAGUUUGGAUCCGCUGGUCUCCUGCUGCAUGUCCUCCGGAUGCAGUCGGAUCAAGGGCGUGAUCGUCCAACGUACCUAGGGGAAGCUAUCCAAAUGGCGGGCCGUGAGUCGGAGGACACAAUGCAAGAAUGGCUCAACCAGCUCUUCCGCUACCUUCCGGACGUGUUGCGAGAGCCUCGCAAGAUCAUUACUCAGACGGCACUCCCCCUCGCGAAUCUCAUAAAGUCCUUGAAAUGCAAGCUCUCGGAGGAGAGCAUUCUGGAGUUUGGCGCUUUCAUAUCGCGGCUGGGCAAGCUUGCGGGCGAAUGGGACUCGCCUCGGGACUUUGACCCCAAUCCCGUGAUUCAAACGUGCGCACAUGUCCUCAAACUGGCUCCAGGAUCCUCAGCAGCCACCCUCCUGCAUCAAAUCGCUACCUUCGUCCAGGUUGCUGUGACACGGUAUACAGUAUGGCUCUCUACGCUGUUCGAACUCGUGCCCGUCACAGUCGAGGUUGUGAAACAACAUCACCCAGAGAACACGGUGGCCGCAGUCAUCUUUGACACUGCGCUUGCCGGCGUCCGCGGGCAGACUUUGUCGGCCCCAACCCUAACUUCUUUACUCCAGUUCCUGGCCCACGAUGAGAACGACUCCUCCACACUCACUCAAGAGCGCGAGAAGGUCAUGGUCGAGGCGUCGUAUGGGUGCGGUCUCCUCCUCCUGCGCGAGCACCCUUCAUUCGCGGUGAUGCGCGACCCCGAGUUAACGAUGAAGCUCCUCGACGCCGCAGCCACCGUGAUCGUGCGCGCCGAGGUCUUGGCGCCAGGGAACACCGGCUUCGUGCUGAGCAGCGCCCCCAAGAGUUCGGGAAUUACGCAGGUGCACGUCUUCGGCCAUAUCCUCUAUGCCUCCCUCGCGGUUAACCUGGGCAGCGCGCGGGCCGACCUCAUCUCUCUUUAUCCCGUGUUGGCGCGGGCUACUGCACGCACAAUGUACGGCUGGUCGGACUUGCUCAGUGUUCUUGACCCUACUGGCGAGGGCUCACAAUUCGGCGAGAACGUGUUUAUCGUCAUGCGCCUCGCAACGCUGGCCAUUAAUGACCCUAACCCCACGUCUGAGAGCCCCGCGACAUCCGAGGCCCUCGCCGCCUUCUGGCGCCGCCUUUGGCCUGAGUGGGACCGCCUGCUCGGCUCCUCGCUUGCACCCUCCUGCGCCAACGACAUGCUGCGCGCCUUCACCAUUCCCCUCCUGCUGGACAUCGUGCUGUUCGUCGCUUCCGCUGCCCCCUUGCUGCUGGUAGAUGCGGCGGCGAUUGUCGGCCGCGGCCUGAACGCCAUUGAGGACUGGGACGCGUCCCAGGACAUCAAGAGCUCUAAGCACAAGCUGGCGCGUGCAGUGGCUGCGCUGGAGAGCGUUUUGCGUUCGAGCGACGAGACACCGUUGAACCGUGCGGCCGCCGUCGAGGAUGUCCGCAAGGCGAUGGUCAAUGGCGAGAAGAUGCGGACUGCGGUGCUGGGCCGAGAGCCGCGUGAGCGUGAGCGUGAACGCGCGCCCACGCGCAUGGGCUUCCGAUAGUAGAUAGAGUUUGUUGUAACUUGUAUCUGCUGCGAUGGGUGUUGUGGGGGUGUGAAAUGUGAAAGUUACGGCGGGAGCUGGG